GUAAAACCACUGGCUGAAAAGAAACUGAAACCAUUUCCCAGAAAUAAACACGAGAAAAAAAAUUUCACAUAAAAAAGUUAGUAAUAUGUUUCCCUGAGUCACUAUAUAUGUGAACCUCAAUAAUCAAGUAUCCGCUCUUAAAGAUUCAGAUUCUCAAUAGAGAGAAAGAGAGAGAAAUGGCUUUCACGAUUUCCAGAUCUCAAUCUGCUUUGACAGAUAGAGAGAAGGAGAAUCUUGACAACUUAGUUGACAAGGAGUGUGCAACCACAGAGGGUAUGAUAUCGAGCCAGCUCAAGUUGAAGUCUUCUUUGUCAUCCAAAGCGUCUUCUCAUCAAAGCAUGGACAAACAUGCAAUCCUUCGACGUAUCAGGCAACGCAGGUUUAAUAACAAAGCCAAAACCGCUCUGGAAGCUCUCAUAGGCACCUCAGAAGCCAACAAUACCGGCACUGCCCAAGAACAGAAGUGGCUUCAACUGGGUGACUCUUUCUCAUCUCCUUAACUGGAAACACAAUCUCCCCCCAGUUUGCAACCCAUCUAUAAAUACCCUCUUUAGUUUCCUUCACCCAACAAAGUCAUCUUUUCCAUACGCUUGCAUGGCUAGGAAAGGAAAUCCAACCCGAUCUUUAUCGGCAUGCUUAAGAAAUCCCACUAUGUAUCUAUUAACUGUAGUAGACCUUGUCGGUUUGCUACUUUAGGUGUGACCUUGUGAAUACCACGUUCAAUUGUUAUAUAAAUAUAUUAUAUUAUGAUGUUAUAUAUCUAAUAUGGAAAGUCUAAGCUUUGUUUUGCAAGUAUAUCAUCACCCAUCACUAUCAGGUUGGCAAUCCUUGGAAACCUUUGUUUGCUACUUGGAUCGGUUUGAUCCACAGACAAUUAGUUUUUAUUUUGUGUCACAAAAA
Glycine soja is the source of this 900-nucleotide messenger RNA. RefSeq lists its product as uncharacterized. NCBI's taxonomy places the organism in Eukaryota, Viridiplantae, Streptophyta, Magnoliopsida, Fabales, Fabaceae. The record is from RefSeq and is a predicted model, not a curated record. The transcript has a single exon. The coding region runs from base 177 to 500 and encodes 107 amino acids.